Molecule: messenger RNA, 717 nt
Organism: Mercurialis annua (annual mercury)
Lineage: Eukaryota; Viridiplantae; Streptophyta; Magnoliopsida; Malpighiales; Euphorbiaceae
Exons: 4
Coding region: 102-566 (154 amino acids)
Biological process (GO): intracellular sterol transport
Molecular function (GO): sterol binding
Source: RefSeq, a predicted model, not a curated record
AUAUAUACAAAGUUUUGGAUUUUCAAUAUAUAUUCGUCUUGACAAAAAAACUCCUAAUAUAUAGCAAACUAAAAAAAAAUCCCUAAAUUCAGAGUUAAUUAAUGGCGACGAUGAUGACUAAAUGCAUGCUAAUUUUACCAAUUUUCCUUUGUAUAAUUGCGCCUUUGAUUCGAGCCACCGAUGUUCGUUAUUGCGAUAAAAAGGCAGAUUAUGAUGUAACGGUGAACGGAGUAGAGAUAUCGCCGGACCCCGUGGCCAGAGGGCACCCGGCCACCUUUAGUAUUUCUGCAACUUCAGGUGAAUCAAUAUCUGGGGGCAAACUGGUAAUUGAUGUGUCGUACUUUGGAUGGCAUAUUCAUAGUGAGACUCAUGAUCUUUGUGAUGAGACCUCAUGCCCUGUGUCUGAUGGCAAUUUUGUAGUGUCUCACUCUCAGGUUUUGCCUGGAUUUACGCCUCCGGGUUCGUACUCUCUCACAAUGAAGAUGUAUGAUGCUAAGAAGAAGGAGCUAACUUGCAUUGCAUUCGACUUUAACAUUGGAUUCGCGUCAUCCAUUGCAGAUAGCUAAGUGCCUCAUGAACUGCUUUUCAACCGCAUGUACAAAGAAAUUUGUAUAUCAUAUAUUUUUUAGCUAAUUGGAUUUAUUUAUACUUUAAAGAUUUUCUGAAAUGAGGAAAAAUCUUAUUGUUACUGAAGUGAGUAUCUAUUGCUGUUCAUUC